GUUUAAUGUUCUCUCUGUCUUCUUUUAUAGCAGAAGAACAAGGACAUGGACUUCUCAGAGGGUGAAAUUGCACUUGACCCAGAUUAUGCAGAUUAUUAUAAUGAUAACCUGGAAGAACCUUGUUCUUACCAGAACAACCACAGGCUGGAGCAGGUGGUCGGUCCGUACGUCCACUCAAUCAUCUGCAUCCUGGGCUUCAUUGGGAACAGCCUGGUGAUCAUCACCUAUGCCUUCUACAAAAGGACCAAGUCCAUGACUGAUGUCUACCUGCUCAACGUGGCCAUCGCAGACUUGCUGUUCGUGGUGGCGCUGCCUCUCAUCGUCUACAACGAGCUGACAUCAUGGUCGAUGGGGCCGGUGGCCUGUAAGCUGCUGCGUGGCUCCUACAGUGUGAACCUGUACAGCGGCAUGCUGCUGCUUGCCUGCAUCAGCGGCGACCGCUACAUCGCCAUCGUCCAGGCCCGUCGCAGCUUCAGACUGCGCUCACUGCCCUACAGCCGGGUCAUCUGCGCCGUCGUCUGGAUCUUUGCCAUUCUGCUGUCCGUCCCCACCUUCUACUUCUACAACUGGUACGAGCCGUCCCACAACAACCUCAUGUUGGGGACCAAUAUGACCGACAUGUUUGAUGGAGAGGGGACCAAUCUGACCAACUUCUGGGACAUCUUCAUGCUGGGUGGACAGACGAAUCAGACUUCCAGGACUCCACAGUACGUCUGUGAGUUCAGGUUCGAGAGCAACAAUACAGCCUUGAGUACCAAAGUGGCCAUCCCCAGCACCCAGCUGGCCGUGGGCUUCUUUCUGCCGCUGCUCAUCAUGAUCUCCUGCUACACCGCCGUCAUCAUCACGCUGCUUAGAGCCAGGAACUUCCAGAGGCACAAGGCGGUGCGGGUGGUGCUGGCUGUGGUGUUGGUGUUCAUCGCCUGCCACCUGCCCUACAAUAUCACACUGCUUUAUGACACCGUCAACAUGUUCCAGCAGGGGGAGUGUGAAGUGUUGGACAACCUGCAGGUAGCCAAGACGGUGACACAGACCAUCGCCUACCUGCACUGCUGCCUGAACCCGGUACUGUAUGCCUUCGUCGGGGUGAAGUUCAGGAACCACUUCAGAAGGAUCAUGCAGGACCUGUGGUGUCUGCGGAAGAGGUACAUCGCCCCACGCCGCUUCUCCAGGGUCACCUCCGAGAUCUACAUGUCCACUCGCCGCUCGGUGGAUGGAUCCAGUGAGAACGGCUCGUCUUUCACCAUGUGAAGACGUCUGCUGGGUUCAUCUGUGGAGCUGAUUGUUGUGGACAAGAAACUUCCUGUUAAACCCAAAUAACACAGGAGCUCGAGGUCUGCAGGUCUCUGAGAGUCCAAACUGGACUCAAGUCUGUAAAACAUUUAGUGAUGUUGUGUUGCUUCAAGCUGUGGUUCUCAGGGAGUCACAGGAUAAAUCGCAGGGUUAUCAGAUGAUAAUAU
Lates calcarifer (barramundi perch) is the source of this 1457-nucleotide messenger RNA. RefSeq names its product C-C chemokine receptor type 6-like. Gene Ontology annotation, cellular component: membrane. The record is from RefSeq and is a predicted model, not a curated record. The transcript has a single exon. Lineage: Eukaryota; Metazoa; Chordata; Actinopteri; Centropomidae. Gene Ontology annotation, molecular function: G protein-coupled receptor activity. The coding region runs from base 46 to 1248 and encodes 400 amino acids. Gene Ontology annotation, biological process: immune response; G protein-coupled receptor signaling pathway.